AUGAAUCCAUCGAUGAUCCUAAUCGGCACUCUCCUCCUCCUUAUUGCAUCAGAAGGAGGUGCUCAAGACCCUCUUGUUCCCUCAGGAGCCUCAACAGGUGUACCAACAGGUGCACCAACAAUAAUCGAGAACAAUAACAACCCAAGCAAUAACAUGAUGCCUACUAUGAGCUCGCAGCCAUCUCCUGACAUUCGUGUACCAACUCUUGCACCAACCAGACCGCCCUCCUACACAAUCAGAACCACAAGCCCGACUCGUCCCUUUCCGACUAGUUCAGACAGUAGUGGUUGCUAUGGUAACUAUCUUGAUUGGAGGUAUACCGUUUCAUACACUUUUGAUGGUGCGCAGUACUUUCAAGACGUUGUUUGUGACGACAGUCGAGUCGAAUGUUGGCAUAUAGGAAAUUAUGGAUCAGCACGGGAUAAAUGUUGCAAAUGCAAACCCGAGUGUGAAGGGCAGUGCGACAACCCAGUUUUCAACGAUGAUUUCUAUUAUCGCAAUGGAGAACCCUAUGAGUCGGAUGGUUACUAUGAUGACGAUGAAAAUCAUGGUGGUCUAGAAAUAUUAGAGUUGUUCCUUGCACUUGUUGGUGCAUUGUUUUGCUGUGGGCUGCUGACAUCCGCGCUUAAAAAGAACAAUGAAAUUCAAGCUACACGACGUACCAUGGCAGCAAGGAGACGGCAGCAACAACAGCAACAAGCAAGCAACGGGUUGUCGGAGGCAGAGAAGAACCACGCACGGUACGAGCUUUUUGUGACCAAGUUUUAUUUUCAAACUGUUCUACCAGAUAAGUCCAAUAUUACUGUGGCGAGUAUGAGGAACAACAGCAUGAAUGGCAUAGACAAGGAUGAAGAACGUUCUGCAGGCGCAGAUGAUGAGUCCGGCAAAACUGAAAGUGAUAAUGAUCACGAUGAUCCAUCAUUGGAAAAUAAAAUUGAGACGGAGACAAGUGCCAGUGAGCAGACCCUUUCCCAACGUUUAUCAAGUUGGAGAAAACCAUCCGGAAAGGACGAAUGUUGCAUAUGUUUGGAGUGUUAUGCUGUAGGCGAGACAAUCUGUGCUCCCAUCACAACCCAAUGCGAUCAUGUCUUUCACGAAGGAUGCAUAAAUGAGUGGCUGAAGACGAAUGACAAGUGCCCUUUGUGUCGAGUAGAACUACUGAACGAUUGA
Molecule: messenger RNA, 1170 nt
Organism: Cylindrotheca closterium
Lineage: Eukaryota; Bacillariophyta; Bacillariophyceae; Bacillariales; Bacillariaceae
Source: the annotation of a GenBank genome assembly